Lolium perenne is the source of this 1000-nucleotide messenger RNA. Its product is annotated as thioredoxin domain-containing protein PLP3B. NCBI's taxonomy places the organism in Eukaryota, Viridiplantae, Streptophyta, Magnoliopsida, Poales, Poaceae. The record is from RefSeq and is a predicted model, not a curated record.
GAGGAAAGUAUAAAUCCGCUCCCUCAAAAAAAGAAAGAAAAAACACUCCCCAAUCGCCACCUGCACCGAAGCGGAACAAAUCUCCGGCGAGCUCGAGCCGAAGCGGCGGAGGAGGAAGGCGCCGGCGCGAGUUCGAGGGCAGAGGUGAGAUGGAUCCGGACGAGGUGAAGUCCAAACUCCAAGGCUUGGCCUUCGGCAACGUCCUUGCCGCCGCCGCCCGCGACUACAAGAAGGAAGUUAUAGCUAAAGAGAAGGCUCACGCAGCACCUGCAAUCCAUGAUGAAGUUGAUCUUGAUGAAUUAUUGGAUGACCCAGAGCUUGAGAGAUUGCAUGCGGAAAGAAUUGCUGCUAUGAAGAGAGAGGUUGAGAAGCGUGAAGUGCUUAAGAGGCAAGGUCAUGGUGAAUACAGGGAAAUAACUGAAGGAGACUUCCUAGCGGAGGUCACUCGCGGUGACAAGGUCAUCUGUCAUUUCUACCAUCGUGAAUUUUACCGCUGCAAGAUCAUGGAUAAGCAUUUGAAGGCACUUGCACCGGUCUAUUUGGGGACUAAAUUCGUCAAGCUUGAUGCUGAGAACGCUCCCUUCUUUGUGACAAAACUUGCAAUUAAAAUGUUGCCAUGUGUUAUAUUGUUCAAGAAGGGUAUUGCUGUUGAUCGGUUAGUUGGAUUUGAAGACCUUGGAGGUAAAGAUGAUUUUUCUACCAGGGCAUUGGAAAAUAUUCUGAAGAGGAAAGGUAUCAUUGAGGAAAAGAAGAAAGACGAGGACGAUGAAGAUGAUGAGACUGACAUGUCAAAAAAUAGGAGGAUUAGAUCAUCAACUGCUCGGGAUUCUGAUUCAGACUGACAUUGAGUUUUUAUGUUUUGUACUAGUCCUCAAAAGCUCUUUAUGACUGUGUGCACGUAUUGUAUCAAAACAAGAGAACUGGAUAUGCUGUGGCUGGAUGUAGAAGUGAUUUGUUAAUAGCUCCAGUUUUAUGUGAGCUGGGAUGUAUGUUUGACUAA